This is a messenger RNA of Oxyura jamaicensis (ruddy duck), 3760 nucleotides long. RefSeq names its product gamma-glutamylamine cyclotransferase (gene GGACT). Lineage: Eukaryota; Metazoa; Chordata; Aves; Anseriformes; Anatidae. The coding region runs from base 120 to 605 and encodes 161 amino acids. Gene Ontology annotation, molecular function: gamma-glutamylaminecyclotransferase activity. The record is from RefSeq and is a predicted model, not a curated record. The transcript has 3 exons.
CCCCGGGACCGGCCGCGGGCCGCCCACACGGGACGCGGCCGCGGGCGGAAGCGGAGGCGCCGUGAGGCGAGGGCAGCGCUGGCGGGGUGUGCUAAUUGGAGCUUGUUCCCAUCGCUGGGAUGGCUCCCUGGGUUCCUUUAGGUACGAUGGCUCGUGUCUUUGUGUAUGGCACGCUUAAGAAAGGCCAGCCCAACUACAAGCACAUGAUAAACACUGCCAAGGGGAUAGCAAAAUACCAAGGAAGGGGCCGCACCGUGGAGAAGUACCCUCUGGUGAUCGCAGGGAAAUACAACAUCCCGUUCAUGCUGAACAUCCCGGGCACGGGGCACCACGUGGCCGGGGAGAUCUACACCGUGGACGACCAGAUGCUGCAGUUCCUCGACGAAUUCGAAGGCUGCCCAGACAUGUACCAGCGCACGACGAUGAGAAUCGAGGUGGUGGAAUGGGAAGGGAAAAGCAGCGCGGCCGGGAGCAGCGUGAUGGAGUGCUUUGUGUACAGCACGACCACCUACCAGCCCGAGUGGGUCCAGCUGCCCUACCAUGACAAUUACGAUUCCUCCGGGACUCACGGCCUCUCCUACGUGCUGCGCGAGAGCAGGGAUUAAACCAGCGCAGCCCCGCCGAAGACGCAGUAGCACGGUAGCCCUUCCAGGAAACCCGUAAUGCCCUUGUAUUAAAACCCGAGAUCUCGUGUAACCUCCCAAACCUGGGCGCAUUGGCUGUAGCGUUGACGUGUCGUAGGCCUGGAGGCUGGCACACAGCCCCGGCUAGGCACAGCCUGCUGCCCCCACUAACCCAGCCUAACUGGUUUCGCGUGACGCCUGAAACAAGCGUAUCUGUCUGCGCGCACCCCUCUGGGGGUUUGGGUUUUAUCCUCCACCACCCCCAGCCUUGCCUCAAGUACAGGGCUGAGGUGAGUGAAAGGCAGAUGAACACACUAAUUUUUUUUUCUUACCAGAAUUGAUAAAUUUAUCACGUGUGUUCUCCAAGGCGGGCGGAAUAAUGACGCUAUUGCACUAAUAGCUAAAACUGAUUUUUAAAAAUUGUAUCUGCAGACAAAGUAAAGCACACCUCACAUUUAAUAAUGCUUUGUGUUUGGUAGGCUACUGAAUGUAAACAAACUGGGCAAACAAAUGUGUCUUGGGGGAGAAAUGACCAUACAGCUAGCCUGCACUUCAAGGUAAAUCUGAAAUCACUGUAGAAAUAGAGGGGAGAGAAUUUAACGAUGCCUAUUCCUACUCUGUGAUGCAAUGUUUUUCUGAACUGGAGAUGAUUAUUUUUAAAACGUGCUUAGUUUUAUGAGAAGAGAUAUUAAAGAAAUAUUAAAUAUUAAAGAGAAUUACAUUUCCAGUUGUAUUUUUAAUUUAACAUCUUAAGCACUUUAGGUACUAUUUCAGAUCACUAAGGGACUGGGGGAUCUGGGAGUUGCAGGCCAGUGAAAGCAAACCUGAUUUCAGCUGCCCACCACACUACACCUGCAGCUGGGGCGAGCACUUACUGUCCAGGUGACUUUUAGCCAAGCACUUUAAUGCAGAACUUGCAGUCAUAUGCAGUCUGAAUUUCUUUUGGGGGGGGGGGGAUUAUUACUCAUGUAAUAAUAUAAAAAAAAAAUCCCCAAAGGACCUGUAUGUGAUUUAAAAAAAAAAAAAAAGACAAAAAGAAGACUGUUGUUCCCAUGAGCCAACCACUUGUGCUGGUUUCUGUACAGUCUGGGGAAACUGUGGCCUCGUGUUGUUGCUCUCCUGUGCCUUGUAUUUCCUUCAACCGUGGUGUUUGGUGUAUAGAUAUUGUACAAAAUACAAAGCUGCCGAAGGGACAAGGCUGUGUGCUGUGCAGUGAGCCAAGGUACAAUGAAAUGUACUGAGGAGACCGUUACAAACAAGCUUGUACUUUGCUUCAUUGCCAGUAGCUCUGGGAUGGCCAGAGGAGGUCAGCGCAGGGAUCCAGGGUAAGCAAUCAGCCUAAAAACUUCAUUAGGCAAAGGCACUGCUGCAGUUCAGGCAGAAAAACAGACCAAGAGCUUGUGUUUCUGCAGUAGGCAAAUGAAAUGCCUUUCAAGUAGAAUAUUCAUGGUUUUUUUUCCUUCUUUAGUUUAGGGCAAGCUGCUGGCUGAGUUGUGCCCCAAGCUGGCAUUAUGGAUGCUCCUAGGAAAGGCUGCAGGGGCUCUGCCUCACUUUCUCCAACUGCAAAAGCAGUGCUGUGCUUGGAGGUCGGGUACUGCCCAAACACACACCUCAGUCAUUGGAAAGAUAAGUAAACUAAACGAAGCAGAUCUCUGUGCUAAGAUAUGGCCCCCUUGGCCAUACGAUAGUCAGCAGCUUUUCAAAGAGACGACCAAUGCACUCAAUGCACUGCCCAUCAUGUUCCAAGCAGAAUGAACGUUUCUGGUUAAAAAAAUGAGUCACCAGCCCUGUCACAGACUGGUUUUUCUUUUUGUUUUCUUUCUUUUAUCUGCCUGUAAAGGGCCUGUCUCUGGCCAGAGGGUUUUUUUGUUUGUUUUCUGGGAAUUAGCAGAACCCAGCGCGUCUUAAGCAUGAAACUACCGGCAAGCCCCCUCCUCUCUGAGGCAGUGUUAAAGGCAAAGCAGGACCGGUGGGGCUGCCACAGGCACAGCCCCGUGGCCUGGCUCCAGCCCUGGGAGCAGCAGGGGCCCCGGCAAGAGCUGGGGGGGACUGUGGGGGCACCGCCGCGCCUGGGGGGCUGCAGCUGCUGACCUGGGCCUUCAUGGGUUAAGGGAAGAAAGAGCCCUCAGAUAACCACACGCUAACAGUGUGAGCCCAGUAAACUUCUGGUAUCUGUGCCUGGCUGUGGCAUUUCGUUCCCAAGCUCGGUAAGAAAAAAGAAAAUAAAUGGUUGUUUAAAGUGACCAAAGUCACUGCAGUCCCGGGCACAAGGGUGUAAGACAAGUGAUGGUUCUUCCAUUUUUGCAGGAUUCAUAACAGAAAACCUAAAAAUAAGUAGGAGUUUUGCAGCCUAAGAAAGGACCUGCAUCUCUUUUAUGAAGCAUGCUUUUAAAACAGUUUUUAACAGUACAAAUAACAGUUUUUCAAAGCUUUCUAAUGCCAAAAAUACAUACAUAGCACCAGACCCUCUCACUUCUGUUCAUGUCUCUUAAAUCUUCCUCCUCUCCGGGCCUUACCUGGUUUCCCAUACCAGAUACACAGCUCUUCCAGCACAAUAUAAUCAUGUAUUAUGAACAGCCCCUGUUCCUCACAGCGUCUUUAGAAGGAGAUUCUGCACAACAAAAGGCCAGGCACUUGGGUCGCUCUUUCCCAGAGGAGUUCAGGAGGCAGCGUGCUUGGCCUGAGGGCCAGCAAGUGCCUCCAGCAAUACCCUGGGGCAGCUAAGGGGAUUUGAGGACUGUGCCAGCUCCUUCUCGAAGGCCUUGCAUCCAGUAAUCAAUAGAAAGAAGAUAAAGGGGAGGGCAGUUGAGUAUGGAGUCUGAAUAAAAGAGGAAAUUUCCCUUACAACUGCAAAUGAAAAUACAUGGGGAAAGUCUGCACUAGCGAAAUAAAGCAUCUAGCUCGAAAUUUAAAGCUAGUCUCUGCAAAGGCUUCAAAUUAUUACAAUAAAUCUGACCAGAAUUUAAGCCAUUGGCAGUGAUUGUUCAGUGCUUACAGAGUUUAAGGGAAACUGCUCGGUUCAUUCAGUGAUUAAUUUGUCACUCAUCAACCAUUCUGUACAUUUGUCUGGGGCCUCAAACCAGUGAUAAUAACCAUGGAGAAGAUUAAUCAGCUUUGGGCUUUUGUUGAGUUUUCUU